This is a messenger RNA of Heterobasidion irregulare TC 32-1, 504 nucleotides long. RefSeq lists its product as uncharacterized. The record is from RefSeq and is a predicted model, not a curated record. Bases 1 to 504 code for a protein of 167 amino acids. The transcript has a single exon. Lineage: Eukaryota; Fungi; Basidiomycota; Agaricomycetes; Russulales; Bondarzewiaceae.
AUGUCCACUGCCCACCGCGGGCCUCGUCACUCUCUCGGCGACCUAAAGCGGCUCAGUCAGUCUAUCGGGAGUGUCCGCGAAAGUCCCUGCAGGGAAGCGCACCAAAAUGCACCCGCAUCGCCCUCGCGCCUGUGCGCAGGGGGGAGAUUGCCAGGUGUGCUCUGUCGGCAUGUCUCGACGCGGCGCGGCGUGGGCCUUCGCUUGUGUCUUGUGAAGCAUCGGUGGAGAGACCUACGUGAGGAUGGGACGAAACCGGUGACAGCUGCGCCGCACGGUAACGGCCACGGAGAACGCACGCCUCACGCGAUGCCACCCCCCCCCCCCCCCUCCCUGUCUGGCGUCUGCCCCGCCCGAAGCGGUAACGGCCACGGAGGAUGCACGCCUCGCGCCGCCGCGCCGCCGACUGGCCUACACCCGCCGGAGCCGCGGCCUCCCUCCCGCCUUUGUCGAUCUUUCGGGGAACCAAAUAACAAUGAUAGCUUGUCGGCCGACGAGAUGAGAUGA